Molecule: messenger RNA, 1110 nt
Organism: Actinia tenebrosa (Australian red waratah sea anemone)
Lineage: Eukaryota; Metazoa; Cnidaria; Anthozoa; Actiniaria; Actiniidae
Product: matrilysin
Biological process (GO): proteolysis; extracellular matrix organization; collagen catabolic process
Cellular component (GO): extracellular matrix
Molecular function (GO): zinc ion binding; metalloendopeptidase activity
Source: RefSeq, a predicted model, not a curated record
UAAUCGAACCUCCAAACUCCUUGAAUCACUCAGUGAAGAAGCUAUUAACCAUGAAAAGUCUCAUUCUGUUAGGAUUGGUCGCCUGUGUGACUGUAACGCUCGCUGAAGAUGAUGAAUCCAUGGCACUGAAUUACCUCAGUCAGUUCCACUACAUCUCACCAUCUCGUUCCGGUAACCAUGACGUCGAGACAGCCGUUCGAAAUUUCCAGAGGUUCGCUGGUCUUCCAGAAACUGGUGAAAUCGAUGAGGCCACCGUUCGUCAGAUGAAGAAACCUCGAUGUGGAAUGCCUGAUGUGGACGASAGUGGAAGUCGUAUCAGAAGAUACAAGUUGGGCUCCAAGUGGAGAAAGAAGCAUCUGACAUACUUCGUUGAGCACGGACGUGACUUAUCGUCUGGUGAACAGGACAGAAUCUUUGCAAAAGCUCUGAAAUACUGGGCUGAUGUAUCUGGACUGAGCUUCUCAAGGGCCUCAAGCGCAUCCUCGGCUGACCUCAAAAUCAGCUUUGGAGCCAGAAGCCACGGUGGAAGUUCAGAGAGAAGAUGUGCCUAUGCCUUCGAUGGACCAGGGAAGGUUUUGGCCCACGCCUUCUUCCCCAGUGAUGGACGCGCUCACUUCGAUGAGGACGAAAGAUACACCGACGGAACAUCAAGCGGAACCAAUCUCUUGUGGGUGGCGACUCACGAGUUUGGCCACUCCCUUGGCUUACAUCACAGUGACGUCAGGAAUGCUGUCAUGUAUCCUUACUAUACUGGAUACGUACCAAACUUUAGACUCCAACAAGAUGACAUCAAUGGAAUCCGAGCUCACUACGGAGGAGGAGGAGGAGGAGGAGGAGGAGGAGGAGGAGGAGGAAGCUGCUCAGACAAGGACAGGAGAUGCAGAGGGUGGAAAAGCUAUUGCAGAAGUAAUGACUACGUUAAACGAAACUGCCAGAAAACCUGUAAUACGUGUUAAGAUCAUUCAGCCGACGUCACCAAGCUGAAUCGACUGAUCUCUGCCUAAAUGUUUCACUAGCAACUACCACGGCAGUUAUAGAUUUGUCAAUGUCUGUUAGUAACCUAAAUAACACCCAAAUAAAUAUUAAACAUCUUUUAUAAGAUGUAUAAUA